AUGGAGCAAGUGAAAUUGUUGUAUGGUGCCUGUUUAACCGUGGCUGACCGCUACGGAUGGUUGGCGUUCAAGGUUAUGUUGCUGAUCGCCUACCACGCAUACUUCUUUUGCGCAUUGUUUCAUGACUAUCAGAAGGCGAACACUCUGCUGGUGCUGACGGUGACCAGCUGGGCGGCGAUCGUCUAUUUCAAGGGCAUUAAAAUUUACUGCCUUCCCAAGCUGUCCAUCUCUCAGAUCAGCAAGGAACGUGCGCUCCGUUUCGUGAAGAACGUCCAUGUACAACGGUUGUUCUGA
Molecule: messenger RNA, 294 nt
Organism: Soboliphyme baturini
Lineage: Eukaryota; Metazoa; Nematoda; Enoplea; Dioctophymatida; Soboliphymatidae
Source: the annotation of a GenBank genome assembly